AUGACUGAUCUCCGGUUACUCACGUACUACCUCGGUAUUGAAGUGGACCAAAAAAAAGAUUGCAUCAUGCUAAAGCAAUCAGCCUAUGCUAAGAAUUUGUUGCAGCAAUUUAAGAUGAUAGAGUGCAACCCAACCAAGUAUCUCAUGAAAGCAAAGUUACAACUCGGGAAAGAUUCUGAAGGAAACUUGUUGAAUUCCACUGAGUAUAGGCGUGUCAUUGGAAGUCUAAGGUACAUGGAAAAGCCUACUAUGAUGCAUCAUCAAACGAUUAAGCACAUUCUCUGCUAUGUGAAGGGAACCACAAGUAUGGGUUGA
Molecule: messenger RNA, 315 nt
Organism: Cucurbita maxima (winter squash)
Lineage: Eukaryota; Viridiplantae; Streptophyta; Magnoliopsida; Cucurbitales; Cucurbitaceae
Exons: 2
Coding region: 1-315 (104 amino acids)
Source: RefSeq, a predicted model, not a curated record